This is a messenger RNA of Manacus vitellinus (golden-collared manakin), 827 nucleotides long. Its product is annotated as SLAM family member 6-like. The transcript is spliced from 4 exons. The annotation marks the transcript as partial. Lineage: Eukaryota; Metazoa; Chordata; Aves; Passeriformes; Pipridae. The record is from RefSeq and is a predicted model, not a curated record.
GUUGCUGCGGCCCUCGACGCCGGCAGGUGAACGGUGUCCUGGGGGGGUCCGCGCUGCUCCCCCUGGAUCUGCCCCCCGACAAGAAGGUGAAGGCGAUCGAGUGGACAUUUUCAGGUGCCGGCGGUGUCAAGAUCACAGUGGCCGAGUUCGACAACGGUAAAUUCAAGCGCCCCGACCCCCAGGAUCGAUUCAGGGGCCGGGUGGAGACGAACAAGACGGAGCUGAGGAUCGGGACCCUGGAGAGGGGCGACAGCGGCGUCUACGAGGCUCGGAUUAAACUGGAGCCGGCGACCGUGGAGACACAGCUCUUCACCCUCUCCGUCUACGAUCCGGUGCCGGAGCCGCAGGUCCAGGGGCAGCGGCUCUCCCUCACCCCCCGGGAGUGCAACCUCACCCUGCGGUGCCAGGCGCCCCCGGGCAGCAAUGCCACAGUCACCUGGCAGCUCGGCGGCUCUCUGGGGGUGCCACAGGCACAGCUCUGCGGGGACAACCAGACCCUGUGCCUGGCCCUGCCCGUCGCUGCCUUCAACUCCACCUACACCUGCCUGGCCCGGAAUCCCGCCCAGGAGAGGAGUGUCUCCGUCCACCUGGACACCCUGUGCCAGCAGCAGGACACAGGGGCCUGUCCGAGGAGACACGUGUGCCUGGUGCUGGGGGCCGUGGGCAUUUUGGCCCUGCUUGGCAUCGCCUGGAUCUGGAGGAGGAGGAGGAGGAGAAGGAGGAAGUCUGAGGGAGGUGCCCUCUCCCCCCUCUCCAGCGAGGAUCCCCCGCCGGAGCUCUUGUACUCCGAGAUCCAGAGCAGAAACUCCCUGGAGCCUCGGGAGUGG